UAAUAAAACAACGUUCAAAAGAAAACAAGUUAUACGGACUAUAAAGUAAAACAAAAGAAAAUUUUGAAAAAACCGCGCUUCCCUUUCUCUGGAUAAUGGAAGCUUUGUUUGUUUCUCAGUCAUGCUAGCAAAGCCGAACUUCUUACAUGUCCGCCUACGUUUGCCUUUCUCAGAAUUUGCGCUUCCAAAUCUUAAAUACUCAACUUCUUCAAACACCCUUUUGAACGCCGGCGCUAAAACAAACAAAAUCUUGAUUUAUUGUAACACCCAGAUCGCACAUAAUGGCCGAAACGGAAACAUUAAAGAAGCUGAAUCCAUUUUCAACCGUAUGCCCACCAAAAAUAUCGUUUCUUGGACCGCAAUGCUUACGGCGUAUUCCCAAAACGGGCAACUCAAGAAAGCUCGUGCACUAUUCGACGAAAUGCCUGAAAGAAGUGUCGCUUCGUGGAACGCAAUGCUGACGGCUUACAUGAGGAAUAGGUUUGAAAUUAAUGGGAUAUUCAGUUUUUUUCAGCUGAUGCCUGAGAGAAAUUCAGUGUCUUUUGCUGCGAUGAUUACGGGAUUUGUUAAUGCAGGGAGGUUUGAUAUGGCGGAGAAUUUGUAUAAUCAGACUCCUAUGGUUUUGCGGGAACCUGUUUGUUCGAAUGUACUGAUAAAUGGUUAUUUGAAAGUUGGGAAGUUAGACGAUGCAGUUCGUGUUUUUAUUGGUAUGGUUCGAAACGAUAUUGUUUCUUGUAGUGCAAUGAUUGAUGGGUACUGCAAGAAUGGGAGAGUUAUUGAGGCUCGGGAGUUGUUUGAUACGAUGAAAGAGAGGAAUGAGGUCACUUGGGGUGCUAUGAUUGAUGGGUAUAUGAAAAUUUGUUGUUUCAAAGAUGGGUUUGAAUUGUUUCUAAGAAUGAGAAGGGAAGGUGAUAUGAGAGUGGAGCCUACUAUACUAACGAUCAUGUUUGAAGCUUGUGGAAGAUUUAGUAAACAUCAACAAGGUUAUCAAGUCCACGGAUUGGUUUCCCGUUUGGGAUUUGAAUUUGAUGUUUUCUUGGGUAAUUCACUGAUCACUAUGUAUUCUAGAUUUUGUUGUGUAGAUGCAGCUAAACGUGUGUUUGAUUCAAUGUUAAGGAAAGAUGUCAUUUCAUGGAAUUCUCUUAUUACUGCUUUUGUUCAAGCUGGAAAUCUUGAAGAGGGAUAUGAGCUUUUCAAAAGGGCUCCGGAAAAGGAUGUUGUUUCUUGGACAGCCAUGAUCACAGGGUUUUCUGAAAAAGGGUUGACUGAAAAAUGUGUUCAUCUAUUUACAAUGAUUCCCCAGAAAGAUGAUGUUUCUUGGACAGCUCUUAUCUCUAGUUUUGUAAAUGAAGGGGAAUAUGAGGAGGCUUUUCGCUGGUUUAAUAAAAUGCUUCGAAGUGCAGUUAGACCAAAUCCUCUAACUUUAAGUAGUAUGCUUAGUGCUUCAGCUGGUCUGGCAAUGUUAAAUCAAGGUCUGCAAAUUCAUGCAUAUGUAAUGAAAACGAAUAUGGAGUUAGAUUUGUCUAUCCAAAGUUCUCUUAUCUCAAUGUAUUCCAAGUGUGGAAGUUUAGAUGAUGCCUACAGGAUCUUUAAAUUCAUAAAUUUCCCGAAUAUUGUUUGUUUCAAUGCAAUGAUUACUGGAUUAGCCCAAAAUGGCUAUGGCAAAGAAGCCCUUAAGUUGUUUGACCAGUUGCAGAAUGAAGGUGAGCAACCUAAUGGUAUUACUUUUCUCGGGGUACUUUCAGCCUGUAUGCAUGCUGGGCUCGUAGAAGAAGGAUGGAAAUACUUCAAAUCCAUGAGAUCAUUAUACAACAUUGAACCAGAGCCUGAUCAUUAUACUAGCAUGGUUGAUAUCCUCGGACGAGCUGGUUUACUUGAUGAAGCAAGUAAUCUAAUCAAUUCAAUGCCAUUCAAGACACAUUCUGGGGUUUGGGGUGCUCUUUUGGCUGCCAGCAAGACUCAUUUGCGUCUUGAUCUUGCAAAGCUUGCAGCUCAUAGAAUUUUGGACUUGGAACCAAGUAGUGCAGCUCCUUACGUGAUCUUGUCAGACCUGUAUUGCAUUGUCGGAAAGAAGAAAGAUGAGGAACAAGUUAGGUUGGCAAAGAAAUUGAAAAGAAUAAAGAAAUAUCCAGGUUGCAGUUGGGUUUUGUUGAAAAACAACGUUGGUUUAUUUCUCUCCGGAGAUCAGUCCCAUUUGAACUUUGAAGAGAUCAGCUGUACAUUGUGGACAAUUAUGGAUGAAAUGAAACAAUUAAGAUGCAUAGACCAUGAGCUGUUACCAUUUUAAAAAUGAUAAUUUCUGUCAGAAAAAGGACGUCCUCAAUUAAAACGCUUGUCCACCAACACAACUAAAAUGAAACUGUCAUUUGCAUGCCUUUUAUCCAUAUGUUUUUCUUGGAUGGUUGAAGAGGAUAAGGGAUGUAUUUUAGCAAAAGGCUGUAGAUAUUCUAAGGUACCAGUUUGAGUUCUAUAGUCAAGUGAUGCCUUCUGGAAGAAAUUUAAUGAGUUUCUAAAGGGCAUUUCCAGACAUUGUCCAUUCUGCAAUGUUUGGCAAGGGGAAGUCUGAAAAGAUUGCCAUCCUGACUUAUUGAAUCAGGGGGAUGAUGACAUGUCAAUUGUCCACAAACCUGCUUAACUGAAAGGUGUUUGUAGUUAUUAUCGCUUGCAUGGUCCUCUCGUUAAGUUUUCACAGGCGGAGUUACAGCAUCAUGUACAGCUCUCCCAUCUGAGAGGUUGCCCUUUCUCCCCGGUUAGUUCACUCCUUGCUAGUGCCUACAAUUUCUUUUAACUUUUGAAAAUAGAGAGGUACGGUUAUCGAAAGAGCGGGUCUUUCGGAAACAGUCUUUCUACCUCCUCAGGAUAGGGGUAAGGUCUGCGUACACACUACCCUCCCCAGACCUCACUUGUGGGAUUUCAUUGGGUUUGUUAUUGUUGUUGUUUGUGGUUCUUAUCCUGCAAUAUUAUAUUAAUUUUGAGGCCGCAUUUAAUCACUCAAUUGGAUAGUGAUUAUUUUCCCAAC
This is a messenger RNA of Nicotiana attenuata, 3019 nucleotides long. RefSeq names its product pentatricopeptide repeat-containing protein At1g53600, mitochondrial. The transcript has a single exon. Gene Ontology annotation, biological process: RNA modification. Gene Ontology annotation, molecular function: protein binding; RNA binding. NCBI's taxonomy places the organism in Eukaryota, Viridiplantae, Streptophyta, Magnoliopsida, Solanales, Solanaceae. The record is from RefSeq and is a predicted model, not a curated record. Bases 122 to 2287 code for a protein of 721 amino acids.